Molecule: messenger RNA, 1755 nt
Organism: Morus notabilis
Lineage: Eukaryota; Viridiplantae; Streptophyta; Magnoliopsida; Rosales; Moraceae
Exons: 1
Coding region: 1-1755 (584 amino acids)
Source: RefSeq, a predicted model, not a curated record
AUGGGUAUUGUAGCUCCAGAUGAGUUUUCAACUCGUAAUAAUAUUCCACCACAGUCGCAAUCACAACCAAAGUCACAGCCACAGCUAGAGCCACAACCACUUGCCAUUUUAAAUGAAGUACAAGUUGCUGGUCCUUUAGUUUGUAUCGACCAGGCUGAGUUUGGAUCAUCUUAUGGAUCUACCUUCAGUGACGGAUCUAGUUUAGAAGUUGGUCAGUACUUUACAAGUAAGAAUGAUUUGAAGGAAAAGCUGCAUUUAACAGCUUUGAAGGGGAAGUUUGAAUUUCGAACAACAAAAUCAAAUAAAGACGUGCUUGUAGUAGAGUGUGUGGAUCCGAAAUGUGUGGGGCGUAUUCGAGCCUGCAAACUGAGACUAUCGAACAUGUUUGUAAUCCGUAAGUAUAAUAGUGUUCACUCUUGCUCGUUAGAAAAGCGUUCAGCGAAGCACAGGCAAGCAACGUACUCCGUUAUUGGAAGUUGCAUGAAAAACCAAUUUAUAGGCGUCAAACAAGGUCCGGUUCCCAAAUCAAUUCAGAAAUAUGCCCGUGACGAAUUCGGGACGGACUUCGGUUAUUACAAAGGAUGGAAGGCUCAUGAGCAUGCAUUUCAACUCCUAAGGGGUACGGCCGAAGAAAGCUUCACUAAGCUCCCAUCAUACUUUCAUAUGGUGUCUCUUACUAAUCACGACAGUAUCACCAAUAUUCAUUUUGAUGAACAUAACCAGUUUAUCUAUCUUUUCCUAGCAUAUGGACCUUGUAUACGAGGUUUUGGUUGCAUGAGGAAAGUUAGUCCGUUGUUAGUUGCCACUACACAGGAUAGUGAACGUCAUUGUUAUCCCAUCGUAUGGGCCAUUGUAGACUCAGAGAAUGAUGCAUCCUGGACAUGGUUCUUCUCGAACUUGAAGGAAAUUAUCACUGAUUCUAAGGAAUUAGUUUUUAUUUCUGAUAGGAAUCAAAGUAUAAGUAAUGCAUUGUCUACAGUUUAUACAUUAGCACAUCACGGUUGUUGCACAUGGCAUGUGUCUCAAAACAUCAAGAGUAAUUUCAGAUGUAGCGGUGUUCUGCCAUUGUUCUUUAAAAUCGCUGAGGCCUACCGCAUUGAUGAGUUUUUUGUCUUGUUUGACGAGUUGUCUGCAAGAUAUCCUAGAAUUGCCAGAUACCUACAGGAGCAGGUACGUUUUGAAAUGUGGUUUCGUGCUCAUUUUAAAAGAAAUCAAUAUAAUAUUAUGACCACAAACAUGUCUGAGUCAGUUAAUACAAUGCUCAAAGAUGUUCGAGAUUACCCUGUCAUUACCCUCUUUAAUUUUAUACAAGCGAAGAUGUCAGAGUGGUUUAAUAACAGGCGGGUCGAAGCUUCUAAAACUAAAACAUUAUUAACGCCAAGUGUGAAAAAAACUCUUCGUGAGAGGCACAACAAAGCGGGAUUUCUAACGGCCACAAGACUUAAUACUGUUGAGUUCCAAGUGACAAGUGGAGAGGCCACUGCAAUUGUCAAUAUUGGAGCGAGGAAUGGCACUUGUCGUGUGUUCGACCUUAAGCAGAUACAAUGCGAACAAGCAAUAUCAUGUUGUAGAGAAGCAGGAAUAUCUCUCUAUGAUUUAUGCUCAAAAUACUACAGGACAGAAGUUUGGGCUCUUGCAUAUACUGAGACAAUCUAUCCUAUGCCGGAUACGGCGCAAUGGGAUAUUCUGAAUCACGUAAAGGAAGUUCACCUUCUUCCACCGCGAGUUGUACCAAAGAGGGGUAAGCCAAAGUAA